Cornus florida is the source of this 1962-nucleotide messenger RNA. Its product is annotated as F-box/kelch-repeat protein At3g24760. The coding region runs from base 158 to 1345 and encodes 395 amino acids. Gene Ontology annotation, molecular function: protein binding. The record is from RefSeq and is a predicted model, not a curated record. The transcript has 2 exons. Lineage: Eukaryota; Viridiplantae; Streptophyta; Magnoliopsida; Cornales; Cornaceae.
AAUCGUCUCUAGAGGCGUGUGAAAAAAUCUCAUCAACACACUAAUAAAGCGAUUUUCUGUUUCAGUACACAAAUAUCACUUCAAUACACAAAUAUACACACUCAAGCUUUUCAUUCUCUCACAUCCAAAACAUAUAUGGAACUGUAACGAUCUGAAAAUGGAAAAACCCAAUUCUCAGACAGAUUCAUUCAACUGGGACUAUGUGAGUUCUGAUGUAACGGAACUGAUUCUCUCUUACCUCCCAAUCCGGUCAAUUGUUCGUGCCUCUACAGUUUGCAAGCUCUGGCACUCGAUCAUCACCUCUGUGUCUUUCUCCACUCGCGUCUCCGCCGCGAAAAAGCCCUGGUUUUUCCUCUACGGCCAGAACAACAUCUUCUUGAAGAACAACCAAGCCUUCGCUUUCGACCCUGAAGCCGAUGAGUGGAUCAAAUUGCCCACCACUCUCUUUCCCUGGCCCUCUUCCCAGGAAGAGUCCUUCAUCGGCUCCGGCGGCUUCUGCUUCAUCACCACCUCCUCCACCGCCGCCAAAUUCAGCUUCUCGCCUAUACUCAAAGCCUCUUGGCGCCAAACCUCACCUCUUCGCUUCUUUAGAUGCAACCCUCUUGUGGGUGUCUACACCGAUGGGUCUGGCUUGUCUAGGUUCAUUGUUGUUGGUGGUGUUAGGUUCAUUGGUGGAUUAGUCGAUAUAGAGGACAGAUUGGCUGUUGAAAUAUAUAACCCUAAUUUCGAUUCCUGGGAGCUUUGCCCUCCUUUGCCUGUAGAUUUCACAUCUGGGAAUUCGUCGCAGUGGUUGUCAUCUGCAUUGUUCAAGGACAAAUUCUACGUGUUUGGGAUAUAUUCGUGUUUUGUGUCGUCUUUUGAUUUGAAUAAGCACUUUUGGAGUGGGGUUCAGACACUCCGCCCUCCAGGGGUGUUGUUUUCGUUCUUGAUUUCGUGCCAGGACCAGCUUGUGUUGGCAGGAUUGUGCAAUGCACCUCCUGGGCCGUCCUUCAAUCUGUGGAAGAUUGAUGAGAAGACAAUGGAAUUCAGCGAGAUAGCAAUUAUGCCUCAAGAAUUGCUUUAUUGUCUGAUUGAUAGCGAUGAGGAUGAUAAAUUUGCAAGCUUGAAAUGUGUUGGACUGGGUAAUGUUAUCUAUGUGUUUAAUGAGGAGCAUCAUCGGAAUUACCCAGCUUGUGCUUGUGAAAUUAGCAAUGUGUCUGGUAAGUGCAGCUGGAGGAGGGUCCCCAAUUUGCCUGUACAUGCAAAUCGGUUCCAUAAGCUCAUCAGCUUUUGUUCAACUGUUUCACUUGAUAAUGUUCUUCGCGGUGAAGUGGAAGAGCUUGGUCCAGAGCAGGCUAGCUAUUGAUUGGUCAACUUUUCUUCUUGGAAAGUUGAUGAUGGAUUUGCAAUACUAAAAGCUACUAAACCUAUGAGGAUCGUCUAAAAUCAUAAGCUUGUGGUUAUGAUAUGAUCAAAAUUGGUAUGAUAAAUGCUACUGAAAGAAGGUCCUUCAUCUUUGUUUCAUGUUUUUAGGCUACAGGGGUUACCAGCUUCAUGUUAGGGUGAAGUGAUAGAGCACGAGUCAGGCUGCCGUAUAUGGUGUGUGAUGGUAAAAGUCGUGUAAACAACAGGAUGUACCUUGACAAUUGCUGCAGUAAUGAUGUUUCAACUGAGAAUGUAUUAUUGAUGACGUUUUCAACGAGCCUGUAUUAUGAAUAUAAGGACGAUAAACAUGUGCAGUACACUAGUCAGUAGCGCUUUUGUACGAGAAGUGUAAACAGAGUUGGAAUGAAUCUCAUGUCGUGUUGGGUGUCUCAAAUGCAUGUGAGCUUGAGCCCAUCCGAGCACCAUUCCAGUUUUUUUUUUUUUUUUUUUGAAGCACCAUUCCAGUUGAUUAGGUGUUUUUCCUGUGUCUACCCUAUCAAACUUCAAACCAUUUAAUUAUUAUAUGCUUAGUAUUCAAAAUCCGUCACCCAUUGAGCC